Messenger RNA from Poecile atricapillus (Black-capped chickadee), 4002 nucleotides. It is a transcript of the gene USP36, whose product is annotated as ubiquitin specific peptidase 36. NCBI's taxonomy places the organism in Eukaryota, Metazoa, Chordata, Aves, Passeriformes, Paridae. Gene Ontology annotation, cellular component: nucleus; cytosol. Bases 116 to 3481 code for a protein of 1121 amino acids. The record is from RefSeq and is a predicted model, not a curated record. Gene Ontology annotation, molecular function: cysteine-type deubiquitinase activity; cysteine-type endopeptidase activity. The transcript is spliced from 20 exons. Gene Ontology annotation, biological process: regulation of apoptotic process; protein deubiquitination.
CGAGCCACGGUGGCCGCGCAGAGGCGGAGCCGCCCCGCAGGGCCGGCGCGGAAGGGGUUUGUGCCGGCGGCGGGCGAGUGGCGGUGUGGCGACACGUGCGUGCGCUGGGACCCGGAUGGCGCGGCCGCCGGGGCCGCCGGGCCGGCCGCCCACGGCGGUGAUCGCGGAGAAGCUGCGGGAGGCGCUGGGGCCGGGGCGGCGGGAGGCGGCGGCGGAGCUGGGCCGGCCGCUGGCCGCCGCCGCCCGCUCCGUGCUGCAGCAGCGCAUCGAGUUCCUGCCCGCCCGCCGCGGCCUGGCCGGGCAGCUGGAGCACCUGCGGGACAAGUACGAGCACAUCGGGGCUGAGGCCCUCGGCCGCUCUCUGGGCAUCGCCGGCAGCCUUCCGGAGCGGCCGCAGAACCCCCGGGGACACAGCCGUGCCCUGCCGAGCGCCGCGGGUGACGGCAUCCCCGAGCCGCAGAAGGUGCUCUUCCCAGCCCAGAAGCUCUCCAUGAAGUGGGAGCGGGUUCACCGUGUGGGCGCCGGGCUGAGUAACCUGGGGAACACCUGCUUCCUGAACUCGGCUCUGCAGUGCCUGACCUACACGCCGCCACUCACCAACUACCUGCUGUCCCGGGAGCACGGACGCACCUGUGAGUGGGGUCCCGGCUCGGGGACCGGGAGGGAGGAGCAGCCUCUGCCUGUCCUGCUCACAGUGCUGUGCUCGGCACCUCUGCCUGGCUCUGGUGCCCACGGAAGCUUCUGCAUGAUGUGCACUAUGCAGAACCACACGAUACAGGCUUUUGCCAACAGCGGCAAUGCAAUAAAGCCACUCUCCAUCAUCCGAGACCUCAAGAAGAUUUCCCAUAACUUGCGCUUCGGCAGGCAGGAGGAUGCACACGAGUUCCUGCGUUACACCAUCGAUGCCAUGCAGAAGGCCUGUCUGAAUGGCUACACCAAGUUGGAUCGCCAGACCCAGGCCACAACUCUGGUUCACCAGAUCUUCGGUGGUUACCUGCGGUCCCGUGUGAAAUGUUUGGAGUGCAAGACUGUCUCGGAUACCUACGACCCUUACUUGGAUGUGACACUGGAGGUCGAGCGAGCUGCAAACAUCGUGCGUGCCUUGGAGCUGUUUGUGAAGCCAGAGCAGCUGGGUGGGGACAAUGCCUACAGGUGCAGCAUGUGCAGGAAGAAAGUGUCAGCCAGCAAACGUUUCACCAUCCACCGAGCCUCCAACGUUCUCACCAUUUCACUGAAACGCUUUGGCAGCUGCAGCUCUUCAGGUGGAAGGAAAAUCACCAAGGACGUGGGAUACCCUGAGUUCUUGGACAUCCGCCCUUACAUGUCUGAGCCCAAGGGCGAUCCCAUCACAUAUGGACUUUAUGCAGUGCUGGUGCACUCUGGGUACAGCUGCAAUGCAGGGCACUACUUCUGCUAUGUGAAGGCCAGCAAUGGGCAGUGGUAUCGAAUGAACGAUCAUGAGGUCCAUCCCAGCAACAUCAAGGUGGUUCUCAACCAGCAGGCCUAUGUGCUGUUCUACCUGAGGUUGUGCAGCCCCAGGAGGAGCUCAGCAGGGCCCAUGGCCGCAGCUGCCUCCAGCCCACACAUCAGCAGUGAGUCCAAGCAAACGAAGAGGACAGAGAUGAAUGGGACCCUGUCUGUGCCAUCCAUGGGCCUGAAACAAGACAAGCUGCUGGGAAAGGGGCUGCCAGGCCCAGGUGAUGUUGGAGUCCCUGUCGCCCGCAGCUCUCCUGGGAUGGGGUCAAAACUGACAAAUGGAAUUGCUCUAUCAAAGCUACCCUCUCAGACCCCAUCAUCCAAACUGCCCCACAAAGCCACCCACGAGGCCACACCACUGGGCUGUGACACAGUCCAGAGGCCCAAGAAGACACCUGGCAUGCCCAGAGCAGGCUUCCAUGUCACCAGCACCAUGUCACCUGCCAAAGCAGGGCCGCCCCCACGGGACUCAGAGAGUGAGAAGACACCUACCUCAUCCAAGCUGCCCAAGUCCAGUCACGAGCCCAGUGGCUGUGGGGCCAUGGCCAGGACCCUGAAGAAGGAUUCCCAGGGCAGCACAGUAGGGCAGCUGGCCAAGGAGACCCACAAAGCCAAGAGCAGUUCCAGCAGCUUCUGCACCCCUCAGGGAAGGGACUGUAGCACCCACCUCCCCGCUGGCCCUGGCAGCAAGCCUGCUGUCCCUAAAGACUCUGCCCCCAAAAGCUGUGGGACUGCUGCUGUGAAACCCUCCCCGCUGGGCAGUGCUGCGCUGGAGCGGGGCAGCGCCACGGCACCGCUGCUGGCCAAGAAGCCAAUGCUCUCAGCCAAAAAGGGCAAACCUUCUCAGAAGGUGAGUGUGAGUGCCCACCAAGCACAGUCCCAGCACUCAGCCACCACCCAUCCUGACUGCACUCCUAGACCUCUGGGCAAGUCCAGCAGGGAGACGGGAUCUGGCCAGGUAGAACCAGAGGGUUCCUUCAAAAAGAAGCGUCGGAAGAGGAAGCAUCGCAGCACAGACAGAAGCCCUUGUGCUGUGGCUGUGAAGGACAUGGAUGAAGUCUCCAGUCCUCCCAAGAAGGAGAGAAUUGUUUCUCCAGAGGGCUUCAAGGACAAAGACUCCAAGCCCCCCAUAAAGGAGAGCACUGGCUCUCAGAAGGAUUUAAUUGAUAAAGACUCCAAGCCCCCCAGGAAGAAAAUUCUCUCUCAAGGGGACUUCAUGUCUGUCGUGGGGAAGGAGGUGGCAGAUAAUGGUCUCAGUCAUGGUCUGGUCUGUCAGGACAUGAAGAGUGGGCCCAAGCAACAUGUGCCAGAGCCCCAUAUUGACUUGGGCAUGGAGCCAACCUUCCCCCUCAAGAGGAAGAAGAAGAAAAAGAAGAAUAGGAGCAAAGACAAGCCUUUGAAGAAGACAGAAGAGUGCAGCUCUGGGACGCUGUCUUCAGACAGCUCCAGGACAACUGAGCCAGAGCCCUGUAAGACACAUCAGAGCGUGGAGGCUGGAGAGCACAAGCACCGCAAACGCAAGUGGAUGGAAAGCCUCAGCAGCCUGGCUGCCAGCGCUGGCCCAGCCACCACCACCAGCACCCCAGUGGCAGCACAUCCCAGUGACAACCAGACUGGGGAUGAGAGGCGUUCCCUGGCUGUCCUGAGCCCUGUGGCCAGCAACUGGGCUGGCACAGCCCCCGAGGGCCAGGAGUCCAGCGUGCUGGACAAACUGCUCCAGAAUUCCUUGGACAAGGCUUAUGGCAAACAAGUCUUGACCUGGCAGGGUGAGAUCUCAGCUGUGAGCCAGGAUGCCAUUCGGGACACAGCACUGGCCCAAAGCAAGACCGUCAUUGAUGAGUGGGACCAGGAGUUUGACAAAGGAAAGGUAAAGAAAAUGAAGAAGAUGAAGCAGGAGCGGAGGAGAGACUCAAAUCCCUUCCAGAAGUUGCAGAACAAGCGCAACUUCUGGUUGAUGUCACAUCCUGCCAAGAUGGCCAGCCUGGGCCACCGGCUCUCAGGUUGAGAUCUGCAUCCCUGACUGCUCAGGGAGCAGUCCCAGGUCAAGGACUGAGGGCAGCACUGUCCUGGGAGCUGUUGGUGGACCACGCUCAGAGGGGAGAGAAUACAGCCGCAGCCCUGGGGUUGUGCCUUUUCCUUCGGGGAGCUGCUUUUCCAGCUGCAGAGGAGCCUGCCCACUCUGCCUUGCCUCCAGCCUGCCUCGGCCGGGCUCCUCAUCAGCUUCUCCGUGCCUCUUCCCCUCCUUCCCCCAGCCCGCACCUGCGGCGGCUCCUGGCAAGUGCCUCAAGCCCGUUCCUGUUGCUCCGUGCUGCCGUGCCCCCCCCCCCGUCCCAGCGUUACCGACCCUCGCCCUCCCCUUCUCCUCUCACUUCAUGGCCCCCAUCCACGAGCUGCAUUGAAAGCGGCCCCCGCCCGGCCCCGCGCUGGCGCGGGGGACACCGGGGGCAUCCGUGCGGGACCGGAGCGCUGCCCCCGGGGCUACGGGCACUGAAGGAUGGAAUGGAAUAAAUCCCGGUCUUUAUCUCU